AUGGUUCUUGUCAAGAGCUUCGUGCUCACAGGCCUUGCUGCCGUUGUGGCCGCAAAGUCUGCUGUCCUUGACCUCAUCCCGUCCAACUUCGACAAUGUUGUCCUUAAGUCGGGCAAGCCUACUCUUGUCGAGUUCUUCGCCCCCUGGUGCGGGCACUGCAAAAACCUUGCUCCUGUAUAUGAGGAGCUAGCUCAGGCUUUCGCUACUUCUAAGGAUGUUCAGAUUGCCAAGGUUGAUGCGGAUGCAGAGAAGGAUUUGGGAAGGAGAUUUGGAGUACAGGGCUUCCCUACUCUCAAGUGGUUCGACGGCAAGAGUGACAAGCCAACUGAUUACUCGGGUGGCCGAGACCUAGAAAGCUUGACCAAGUUCAUUACGGAAAAGAGUGGUGCUAAGGCUAAGAGGAAGUUGGAAAUGCCUAGCCAGGUGAACAUGUUAACAGAUGCUACCUUCAAGGAGACCAUUGGAGGUGACAAGAACGUAUUGGUUGCAUUCACCGCUCCGUGGUGUGGUCACUGCAAAGCUUUGGCUCCCACCUGGGAAACUCUCGCUGAGGACUUCAUCAACGAACCUAGCGUUGUUAUCGCUAAGGUUGAUGCCGAGGCCGACAACAGCAAGGCAACCGCCAGUGAGUACGGCGUUACCUCUUACCCGACCAUCAAGUUCUUCCCCAAGGGCUCGACCGAACCCGAAGCCUACUCGGGCGGCCGAACCGAAAAGGACCUUAUCGACUUCAUCAAUGGGAAGGCUGGUACUCACCGUGUCCCUGGUGGCGGUCUUGAUGCGACCGGCGGUACCAUCGACGCCCUGAACCACAUUGCUCUGAAGUACGCUGCUGGUACUGAGAAGCUGGCUGAUCUUGCGGCCGAAGCUAAGAAGAUCGCCGCCGAUUUCGCUGAAGAUGCUCAAUACAAGUACGCUCAGUACUACCUCAGGGUGUUCGACAAGCUGUCGCAGAAUGAGGGUUACGUUGCUAAGGAGUCGGCCCGCUUGGACGGCAUCAUCAGGAAGGGCGGUCUAGCUCCCUCUAAGUUAGACGAGCUACAGAGCAAGACCAACAUCCUCAAGCAAUACACACAGCAAGCUGCCGAGAAGGUUGCGGAGAAGGUGGCGGGCAAGGAUGAGCUAUAG
Messenger RNA from Annulohypoxylon truncatum, 1128 nucleotides. RefSeq names its product disulfide isomerase. Gene Ontology annotation, biological process: protein folding. Gene Ontology annotation, molecular function: protein disulfide isomerase activity. The transcript is spliced from 2 exons. Lineage: Eukaryota; Fungi; Ascomycota; Sordariomycetes; Xylariales; Hypoxylaceae. Gene Ontology annotation, cellular component: endoplasmic reticulum. The coding region runs from base 1 to 1128 and encodes 375 amino acids. The record is from RefSeq and is a predicted model, not a curated record.